Molecule: messenger RNA, 2554 nt
Organism: Anopheles coustani
Lineage: Eukaryota; Metazoa; Arthropoda; Insecta; Diptera; Culicidae
Product: folylpolyglutamate synthase, mitochondrial-like
Exons: 5
Coding region: 173-1804 (543 amino acids)
Biological process (GO): tetrahydrofolylpolyglutamate biosynthetic process
Cellular component (GO): cytosol; mitochondrion; cytoplasm
Molecular function (GO): tetrahydrofolylpolyglutamate synthase activity; ATP binding
Source: RefSeq, a predicted model, not a curated record
ACGUUGAUAAGAACGCUUAAAAUCCCCUCUUUCCUAUGAUGUAUACAUUAUUGUUGGCAUAAUUGUGAGUAAAGCUUAACACACACUUUUACGUUUUGUUGUAAAAAUUAAGAAUGUUCGAGUAUAAGUGGUUCCAUCGUACUGUGGGUUUUCAAUAUCUCUUCACUUGUCAAUGAGCAACCAUUUCGUGCCAUCGUUCCACAUGUUGCGUUUGGCGUUCAACUUAAUCAGCCGUAGAGUGAUGAUGAUAGAACCGUCUGUUUCACGCUGUUGCGAGACCGCUGUGUUACAAGUUAAUAAAAAGCAGUUACAUUCAACCUGCCCAGAUUCCAGCGAGCUUGUCGUCAAAGAACAAAACUACGAGAACGCAAUUCGUACUUUGAACACAUUGCAAUCGAACUUCAGCGUUCUUCAAGACUCUAUAAAGCGAAAACAUCAAGAUGAUUCUAAGCACGUCAGCGAUACUAUAAAAUUUUUGGAGCGCAUUGGUAUUCCAUUAUCUAAGCUUGAUCGUUUACCUGUUAUACAUGUUUCUGGAAGUAAGGGAAAGGGAUCAACAUGCGCCAUGGUAGAAUCCAUCCUUCGAAGUCACGGUUAUCGAACAGGGUUCUUUAGCUCGCCGCACCUGGUGUCAGUCACAGAGCGGAUCCGUCUAAAUGGAGUUCCGGUGGCUAAUGAGCGGUUUUCUGAACACUUUUGGAAUAUCUACAAUCGGCUAGAAGCCGCACGGGAUCGGAUUGAAGAUUUACCGUCAUAUUUUUGCUUUCUUACUAUAAUGGCAAUAGAUAUUUUUCUCCGUGAAAACGUGGAUGUUUGUGUGAUAGAGGUUGGCAUCGGUGGUCGGUUUGACAGUACAAAUGUGCUACGGAAUACACAGACUGUUGGGAUAACGUCGCUUGGUCUAGAACAUACAAUGCUCCUUGGGGAAACGUUAGAAGAGAUCGCUUGGCAGAAGGCAGGAAUCAUCAAAACAGGAUCUGAUGUAUUCACAACUUCGCAGCCAGCCAAGUGUCUGGAAGUUAUUCACCAAGAGUGUCUUAAAAAGGAGGCUAGAAUUUAUAUAGCACCAUCCCGGUUGAACGAAUAUGAUUGGGUUACUAAACCUUUAUUAAUGAAAGAAGCCUGUGCUGCCGUAGAAUUGAACACCUCCCUUGCCAUACAGAUUGCGUCCAAUUGGAUACGACGAACUCGACCUAAUUUACUACCGACGAACGGAAGUACUGUACUACCAAGCAUUGUUGAAGGCAUUGAUCAUUGUUUCUGGCCCGGAAGACUUCAAAUAGUACCUUACAACGAUCGAAGAACACUGUAUCUAGAUGGAGCUCACACGGUGGAAAGCAUUACUGUGUGUGCGCGCUGGUUUGCUUCGAAAUCUCGAAGUCAUCACAAAAAGUUGCUGGUUUUUAAUACAACCGGUGAAAGAGACUCACACAAACUACUUUCCAUCCUGUCACGCACAGUGAAGUUUGAUGCAGCAUUCUUUACACCAAAUGUAGCGUUUUGUGCUGUUACGCGAGCGGAUACCGUGAAUCAUAAUUUUCCACUUGAACAACAACUGCAUCGUUGCGAACAGAAUUGUGCUUUAUGGCAGACACAGCUAUUCAACCGAAAUGGUUUUGUGCAUGACUCAGUUGAAUCCGUUUUUCAGAACAUCGACAAAAUGAUCCCAUCGGCAUCUCAUUCCUGUGAUAUUUUAAUCAGCGGGUCCAUACAUCUUCUUGGAGCGACAUUAAGCGCUCUGAAAAUAGAACAUUAUGCAUAUAGUGCUACCUGCUCGAAAGACUCAAACAGUUCGCCCACGUAACCCCUUUAAUACUUUAAACAAAAUAUUUGUAUUUCUAUUUUUUGUGCAGUUAAUCGAGCUAACAUACAAAUAAAAAAGGUAAAAACCCAAAUAAAGCCUCCCUCAGCCGAAAUUACUGCGUGACUACACCAUUUGUGAGCGAUUGUACCUAAAAAGUAUGCAAUGAGUUAAACAAAUGCCGUUGUGUGAACCUUUUGAAUUGAAUACCUCAUGAAAUCAAAGAUUAUGGUUAUAUUGGACAGGAUUUACAACAUAAAUUCCCUGAUGCAUUACUUGCAUGAGUUUAUGAAAAUUCGGCGACACAAUGAACCUAGGGGAGUGGUAUUAGGGAGACCUACUGGCCAUUUUUGUAAUAUUCCAUUUCACUCUCAUUACUUGUAAAACUCAGCUGUAACCCACUUCAAGAUCACUUCUUAUUUAAAUUAUGUGCGGUACCUUUUCCCGUGUGGAAUCCAAUUCGUUUACCAAAUGAGCCAACAAAAUCAGUGCAAUGAUAUUCCUCUUUGUUCCUGAUUCAUUCCUUAGCUGAGUGAGAUUCGUGCUGAAGUGUCGAAAUGAAAUCAUACUAAAUAUCACGUCCUAUUGAAGGAUUAAAUCUCUCUUCAUUAUAAUGUAAAAUGGGGUUACAAUGUCCUUUCAUUCACCUGCUAAAGUUUGUUGAAAAUAGGUAUCAAGUGACAGAUAGGGAAAUUUGUUUAUAAAACUACAAUUAUAUAAAAGUGUAAUGUUCUUGAACAAAUAAACGAAACA